AUGAGUGGAAUCUUGAAGCUUAAAGUUGGUAGACAGAAGCCAUACGACAGAGACAAUUUAAAGAGGGCUUAUCAAGCUACAUUAUCUGGUGUUUCUGUAUAUCAUGCCUCCAGGGUUUAUAAGGUGCCCGAGUCCACACUGAGAGACAGAACUAGGAAUAAUGUAUCAGUAGAUUGUACACUUGGUGCAGCAAGAUUAUUUUCUGAUGCUGAAGAGAAAAUGUUAGUGGAACAUAUAGUGCAUAUGUCCAAGAUUGGUUAUGGAUACUGCAUAACUGAUUUGCAGAAUGUAGCGGCAGAUUAUGCUCGUUCAAUUGGGAAGUCAGUAAGGGCAAAGGCAGGCCUGAGUCAAGAAUGGGUGUACUCUUUUCUGUCACGAUGGGAUGAGCUUAAAGUCGUAAAGCCUCAAAAGCUAUCCCUUAACAGGGCUAAAGCUGCAUCUGAUGAAACAAUACAAGCAUACUUCUCAGAAUUAGAGACUAUUCUUCUUGACAAUAAUCUAAUGAAUUCUCCAGAGAGAAUUUACAAUGUUGAUGAAUCGGGGUUCUCCACAGAGCACACAUCCCCUAAGAUUAUUUGUGGUACAGAUAUUAAACCGCAGUCUAUCACCUCUGAACGGUCAAAGACUGUGACAGUUAUAGGUGCUGCCAAUGCGGUCGGCAACCAUGUGCCGCCAUUUUACAUAUUUCCGGGUAAGAGGUGGUAUGAUAGUCUGUUACAGGGUGCUGCUCCAGGAUCUGAUGCAGGAAUGUCCGAGAGUGGAUUUGUAAACAGGAAGUUAUUUGAAACUUACCUCACUAGACACUUUGCAAAGCAUGUAGGGCUCUCUAGGGGUCAGGACUUGCCUAAAACUCUCAUAUUGUAUGAUGGACACAAGUCACAUUUUUCACUUACACUAACAAACUGGGCAAAAGAUUACAAUGUAUUAUUAUUUGUGCUACCCCCUCACUCGAGCCACAUCACACAACCUCUUGAUGUAGGCAUAUUCGGGCCAAUGAAAUCUUACUAUUACCAUGAAUGCAAGUCGUAUAUGCACUCAAACCCUGGAGAAAAUAUUACUAGGUAUGAGGUUGCUCAGCUAACUGCAAAGCCCUAUGCACGAGCUUUCUCCUGA
This is a messenger RNA of Mercenaria mercenaria, 1113 nucleotides long. RefSeq lists its product as uncharacterized. The transcript has 2 exons. Gene Ontology annotation, cellular component: nucleus. Gene Ontology annotation, molecular function: DNA binding. Lineage: Eukaryota; Metazoa; Mollusca; Bivalvia; Venerida; Veneridae. Bases 1 to 1113 code for a protein of 370 amino acids. The record is from RefSeq and is a predicted model, not a curated record.